UUGGUUGGUCCCCUUUGCAGACAGGUGUCGUGGGUGUUCCCCCCCCCCCACGGCACUGCAGAAGAGCAGUUUGGGCAGGAGGGGGUUACUGGCCCGGCUCCUGGGCUGGCCCAGCUCGGGGUGUGGGGCUGAUGAAUCAGCAUCCGCUGCUGCUGCCUCUCCUGGCACGGUGUGUUCGGCUGGGAUCAGCCAGGGAAGAGUCCACGAGGGGGGGGGAAGGGAGAUUGCAGUAGAGGUCGCCUGGAGAACGCAAGGUUUCUCCCCAUUCCAGGCCACAGCCCUGCGUAGGUGGCACCCCUGGCUGCCCUCGGAUCCAGCCCUGAAGCCUUCGCUGGCGCUGCUUCCGCUGCUGCUGGGGUUCCGCCAUGCCCGCCCACGCCUGGCAUGGAGGUGGCUGGCAGCCUUCUGCAGGGCAAGGCCUUCUACUGCCGGGAAUGGGCCCUGGGCCGGCUGGCGCUCAGCCUGGAGGGCGGCGGGGGCGUUCUGGUGACAGGGGGGCCGGGCAGCGGCAAGACCGCCUUGUGCACCGAAGCACUGUGGCCCACAUCCGCGGCCGGGCGCCGGGUGGGGCUGGGCGAGAGUGCCCUGGCCUGGCACUUCUGCCAGCCCCACGACGCCACCACGUGCUCCCCGUGCGGCUUCUUGCUCAGGCUGGUGCGGCAAAUCGAGCGCUGCCCUCUGCUCCCCGGGUACCGCCAGCGUCUGAGCCAAGCGGACGCCCGUCAUGCCCUGGAGACGGCCGAGUGCAAGAAGGACCCGGACGAGGCCUUCCGCAGAGCUGUGCUGCUGCCCUUGCUGGAUUUGGCGCCCCCCUCGAAGCCCCUGCUGAUGGUCGUGGAUGCGCUGGAUGCCGGCGGGAGCGACCGUGAGGAGGACCGGGGGCCCCCGCCAGGCCCCAGCCGGACCCUGGCCCAGCUGCUGGGGAGCCACCUGCAGCUGCUGCCCCCCUGGCUGCUCCUGGUGUGCACGGCCCGCUCCCACAGCAAGGGGCUGCUGCGCCUCUUUCCGGGGUUCCAGCGGCUGUGCCUGGACGACCUGCGGCGAGAGCCGGUGGUCUGCGAUGUGCAGCAGUACAUCCUGGCCCGCCUGGAUGGGGAGGAGGCCCUCCGGCGGCACCUGACCCGGGACACGGCCGAGGCCCUGAGCCAGCUGCACAUCAAGAGCAACGGCUGCCUGCUGUACCUGGAGCGAGUGCUGGACGGCGUGGCCGGGGAGCUGGUCACCCUGCGCGAGGUGCGCCACAUCCCGGGCACCCUCUACGGCCUCUACCUCUGGCUCUGCCAACGCCUCUUCCCUGGCCGCGCCUUUGCCAGCGUCCGCCCCCUGCUGGAGGCCCUGCUGGCCGCCCCACGCCCUCUGCGCCCGGCAGAGCUGUACGCGGCCGUCUGGACCCGCCACCCGCUGCCCUGGGAGGAGUUUGAGGGCCGGCUGGCGGCCCUGGGGGCACUUCUGCAGGGGGGCCCGGGCGGCACCUGCAUCCUCUUCCACGCCAGCUUUGCCGACUGGCUGUGCGACGUCAAGCACUGCACCCAGAAGUACCUGUGCCGCCCGGCCCGUGGGCACGCCCUGCUGGCCAUGAGCGCGUCCUGCCGGGCGCCGGCCUUGGGCCCUGAGCAGGUGCACCAGCUGGCCCACCACUUGAGCCACGCGGAGCUCGCCAUGGAGCCGUGGCAGCUGGCCCUGUGGCUGGUGUGGUGCGGAGCACCGGUGGAGCGCUGCCUGGAGGUGGAGGAAACGCUGCUGCUGCCCUUGGAGCCGGCGGUGCUGGAGCUCCUGGUGCUGGCCGGGGCCCGUCUGGGGGACCGGGGCCCGGGGCCCGCCCUGCAGCACGCCUUGGAGCGCGAGGACUCGGUCCGGCUCUUGCUGGAGAACGGCGCCAGGGUCAACCAGCGGGACGCGAACGGGCGGACGCUGCUGGCCAGCGCAGCCCACAGCGGCAACCACGAGGUGGCAGGGCUGCUUCUCGCUCGUGGGGCGCAGGCGGAGGGCCCGGAUCGGCACGGACAGACGCCCAUGACCCUCGCGGCGCGCCAAGGGCACACGCGGGUCCUGCUCUGCUUGCUGGCCCACGGCGCGAACGUCGACCGCCCGGACCGCGAAGGCUGGACUGCGCUGCGGGCCGCUGCCUGGGGAGGGCACAGUGAGGCCGUGGGGGUUUUGCUGCGAGCGGGUGCCAACGUGGACUGCACCGACGUGGAGGGGAGAACGGCUCUGAGAGCAGCCGCCUGGGGCGGCCACGAGGACAUUGUGGCCACGCUCUUAGAGAACGGGGCGGACAUCAACCGUGCCGACACAGAGGGGCGCACUGCGCUCAUUGCUGCUGCCUACAUGGGGCAUCGUGAGAUUGUGGCACUGCUCCUCGCGCAUGGUGCGCGGGUGGACCAUGCGGAUGUGGACGGACGCACAGCCCUUUCGGUGGCAGCUCUGUGUGUCCCAGCCAGCCGUGGCUAUGCGAAGGUGGUCGAACUCCUCUUGGAUUAUGGGGCCUCUCCAGGACACGCAGACCGGGACGGCAUGACCCCGUUGCUGGUGGCUGCCUACGAAGGCCACGUGGACGUGGUGGAAUUGCUGCUGGAAGCCGGGGCUGACGUGGAUAAGGCGGAUACCACAGGCUGCACCCCGCUCCUGGCUGCUGCCUCCAUGGGCCACAGGGCGGUGGUGGACAGCUUGCUGCUUUGGGGCGCAGCCAUUGACGUGCUGGACAGCGAGGGCCGGACAGCCCUGGGCGUGGCUGCCGGGCAAGGCAGCGACGCUGUGGUCAGAGCUCUGCUGGAGCGGGGCCUGGACGAGAACCACCGGGACGCGCUGGGCUGGACCCCGCUGCAUUUGGCUGCUUGGCAGAGCCACGCAAGGACCUGCGCUGCCCUGCUGGAGGCCGGGGCCCGGGUGGGCGAGUCAAACCGCGACGGCCGGGUCCCACUGAUGCUGGCCGCCCAGGAAGGCCACACGGCCCUGGUCCAGCUCCUACUGGAGCGCGGCUCCCCCAUCGACCACCAGGGCUACGACGGGCUCUCUGCCCUCCCCCUGGCCAUGCUGGGUGGGCACGGUGCCACCGCCGAGCUCCUCCUGCGCAAAGGGGCGGACGUGAACCUGUCUGACGCGGAAGGCCGCCCCAUGCUUUACCUGCUGGUGCUGGAGGCGCGCAUGGAAAUGGCGGAGCUGCUGCUGGAGAACGGGGCCAGCCUGGAGGGGCGGGACGGCCAGGGCCGCACGGCGCUCCACGUGGCGUGUUGGCAGGGCCAGGAGGAAGCGGCACGGCUGCUGCUGAGCUACGGGGCUGACGUGGAUGCCCUGGACAGGGAGCGCCGGUCCGCCUUGCACUUGGCAGCCUGGCAGGGCCACGCCCACGUCGCGCGCCUCCUACUGGAGAGCGGGGCGCAGCCCAACCACGCUUGCCACCAGGGGGCGACGGCCCUGGGCAUCGCUGCCCAGGAAGGGCAGCCGGAGGUGGUGGGGGUGCUGCUGGAGCAUGGCGCCAGCCCCCACGUGCUGGACCGGGCCGGGCGCACCCCCAUGCGCAUGGCGGCCAAGCAGGGCCACCAGGCCGUGCUGAGGCUGCUGGAGUCCCACGGGGCCGCCUCGCCUGUGCCCACCUCCCCCCAGCCGGGCUCCUCGGCCAGCUCCGCCAGCAGCCCCGUCCCCCUGGGCCAGCCGGGCAGCUCUCCCUCCGCCUCCCUGGGCUCGGCCGGCGAUCGCUGCAAGUCCCAGGUGUCCUGCUGCUCCUCGGGGGUCUCCUCUGCCACCUUCCACUCCCUCGCCACGGCCCACACCGUCCCAAUCGACAGCCUCAGCUUUGCCCAGCAGAUCCAGCAGCACUCGCUGCCCCGCCGGCGCCAGGCCGUCCUGCCGCCCCUUCACUUCACGGCCCCCGCGGACAAGCACGGCGGGGACUCCGGCAGCCCCCUGAUCUCCAUGGACACCCUGGACCCCCACCUGCACCUGAAGGCGGCCGUCAAGCUGCAGUUCGAGGGCCCCACCUGCGGCUACGAGUACAAGCAGGAAACGCCCCUCUGACCAGGGCCGCCACACGGGUGGCGCGAUGCAGGUCUCGGGCGGGGGGGGGGGCGGGCGUUCUUUGCACAAUGUCACUGCAGGCCGGGGCCCUCCCUCCGGGAGGGAACAUCAAGGCCAAUGCCUCCCCAGAGGGCUGUUCCCGGAAGGGCACACCGUGGCCAGGAAGGCUGCCAACAAGAGGAGGAGUUUGCAGAGAGCAUUGGGUUGGGAGGACCCUGGUGGCUUGGGGGGGGGUCCUUGGCCCCCACCUCCCUCCCUUUGAAAUGUGGAAGGGGGGAGUGGAGGAGUUCACCCCAACAGCCGAGCACAAAGUUGUGGCUGAGUCCCAAAGCAGGGGGAGGCUGCAUCCUUCUGGCCGACUCCCCCAUCACACACAAAAUAAACCCUCCAGCGGCUUAACUUGCCCUACAAUCAGUGGUGCCUUGAACACUGGGUGGUUGCUAGAGCAGAGGAGCCAAGCAGCCCCCGCCCCCCAUGCACAAGUAGGGCUCACUGCCGACGUGCUGGGAGGGUAGCAGCAAAUGGCAGAAGGGAUGGAUGGUGGCCGUGGGGGAAAUGCCAGGGAGGGUGAGAUUUCG
Elgaria multicarinata webbii is the source of this 4592-nucleotide messenger RNA. Its product is annotated as ankyrin repeat domain-containing protein 50-like. The transcript has 4 exons. Gene Ontology annotation, biological process: protein localization to ciliary inversin compartment. Lineage: Eukaryota; Metazoa; Chordata; Lepidosauria; Squamata; Anguidae. The record is from RefSeq and is a predicted model, not a curated record. The coding region runs from base 385 to 4014 and encodes 1209 amino acids. Gene Ontology annotation, molecular function: protein binding. Gene Ontology annotation, cellular component: ciliary inversin compartment.